AUGGAUUUACCGUGGCUGGACCUCCCCUUCACCUUCCUCACGCUGCUCUUGGCCACCCGCCUGGCGUACGACUACUACGGCGUCGUCGCCGCCACCUUCGCCGGCAGCUUCGCCCUCCAGAUCUUCCUCUUCUACUGCUUCGCCCGGUGGUACCGCCAUACCAUGGGCGCCCGCGCCGAGCUGCUCCCGUCGACGUCGCAGCAGCACGACGACGGAUCCCCGCCCGUCCUGACCCCGCUGCUGGAGACGUCGAGCGGAGCUGGCGCCGCCGCGGCCGCGGGUGCCUUGCUGGCCAACCGGUGCCUGGCCUUCGUGUUCAUGGUGUUCGUCCCGCUCAUCAUCGUCGUCUUCGAGCGGAGCCAGGCGGACGUCGUCGCCUACGCGCUCUGCCUCGCCAACAUAGUCGUCAUGGUCGUCUGGCUCUCGCCGGAGACGCCCGACUCGAUGUCGGCCACCAAGUCGUUCCUGGGGCUCAGCGACGACGAGGACGAGGAGAGCGGCUGCGGCGGCAGCCCCGCCGGCGCCGAGGACAAGUGCUGCGUCUGCCUCGCCGGCAUGCGGGAGGAGCAGGCCCUCCGGGACCUGCCGCGGUGCGGGCACCGGUUCCAUGAGAAGUGCAUCGGCAAGUGGCUCAAGACCGGGCACCCGACAUGCCCCGUGUGCCGGGCGUUGGUCUUGCCACCGCCGGCCGUGCACGCGGACCCGCUCGAUGACUCUGUUAGCCCCGUCUAG
Triticum turgidum subsp. durum (durum wheat) is the source of this 732-nucleotide messenger RNA. Lineage: Eukaryota; Viridiplantae; Streptophyta; Magnoliopsida; Poales; Poaceae. The record is from the annotation of a GenBank genome assembly.